CUUACGGAUGAGCGGGAGUGGAAACAACAUCGAAAUUUUCCAACUUUGUCAUUUCCGUCACAACUGGACAGCCUGCGGUAUUUUGGGCAUAUCUCCAACGUUUCUUCACGGAAUUGUAAACCGUUUGAUUCUGUGGAUUCUUAAGAUGUAAGGCUAUAACUUUCGUAUAGAAAGUAUUUCGAAUUAACAGAUGUAAAAUAGUGUAAAUUGGACCUGAAGUCAAAGGAUAGUUGUUGUCCAGGAUUUUGGAUAUGACGAUGAACAACGAUUCCGACGAUUAACUCAUUAACUUCAAUAUUCCAACACCGAACCUUCUCUACGAUACCUUCCGGAUGUUCCUAAUAAUCGUCAGAGAGUUUAUGCCUAAAUAAUCUAGGUAAUCGGGUUCUUCGAACAUGUUUGAGUUCUUCCAGCAGAUGGCUGGAGCACAUGCACCUCCACCACCACCUCCUGUACCCAACAUCUCGAUUGAGAAACUCAAAAGGAAUGGAGCCCAGGAAUUCUGCGGCGACCAGAUACCAAAUCCUCUGAUAGCCAAGCGUUGGCAAGAACGCAUUGUGAGGGUACUGGAGAAUUUGAAGGUACCUCUCGAGGAUUGGGGACAACACGCCAUAUCCCUGUUGCAGGAUGCCGCCUAUGAUUGGUGGAAGCGAGUGGGCACCAACAUUCCCGUGUCGGUACCAUGGGAUACCUACGUCGAGACCAAAUAUAAGGAAUUCUCCAAAUUCACCCAGGGGAAGCUGGCUCUUCCCGAGUACCGUCAGCAGUUUGACGGGUUGGCCGAGUUUGGUAAAGACUUGGUCAACACCAUGGAGAAGCGCUGCAAGAAGUUCAUCAAGGCUGCAUACGAUCAAGCAUUGCUGGCAGAAAGUCGGGCUGUCCAAUCGGGCCCGAAAAUGAGGCAUGGUAGCAAGAGGACCUUCUCCGCACCGAGCAACUCUCGCCAUGAUAAGCGAGCGAAAUCUACUCCCUUUGCAUCUGUUGUUGUCACUAGUAAGAGCGGGAAGGAGAAAGUGGCAUAUCAUAAUCCUAUAUGUUCACUCUGUGGCUGCAGGCAUUUUGGUGAGUGUUGGUUCAUGCUGGGACUUUGCCUCUGGUGUGGUCAGGCAGGUCACUUCCGGAAGGAUUGCCCGACGAACCCAGGUGAGGUCUUCUCUACAGCACCAGGCACGCUGACUCCUCCUACUGUCCGACGGGCCAAGCCUACCCAGAGUCAACGUUCCACGGCUGCUUCUAACCAGCCAAAGAGGCCAACACCCAGUCAGCAACAAGGACGGGCACCAACUCGAAAGGUAUUCUUAGCCGAUCUCAUUGAACUCCCUCACAAGGAGUUUGACAUUAUACUUGGCAUGGACUGGUUGACAAAACACCAGGCUAUUGUUGAGUGCAAGGAACAAGUGGUGAAACUUCGUACAGAUGACGGUAACGAAGUGAUCAUUCGGGGAGAGCUUCUGCCGAAAGCCCCGGAAUUCAUCUCUUAUAUGCAAGCAAAACGGCUCAUUCGUAGAAAAUGUGAAGCAUUCUUGUGUACUGUUAAGGAUAUACAGAAGGAAACACCUAACCAUAAGGACAUAUCUGUGGUUUGGGACUUUCCUGAUGUAUUUUCUGAAGAACUUUCUGGUCUACCUCCUCCAAGGGAAUUUAAGUAUGAGGCUGAGGCAGUUCCACUCUGUGGUGUUGCUCCGCCGAUGAUCAUUCAAACAACCCAUCCCGCCGGCAAAAAACUUCGCUGUGAUGAUUCGGGAUUUCAGGAUUCUGAGGUGAAACUUUGCUGAAAUUGGCGUGGCGACUCGGUAAUUUUCUGAAAUUCCCAUUUCCUGAGAUUUACUGUGUAGCAGCCAUCGGCGAUUCACAUCUUAGUCUCCGAAAGACCGCCAAAUCUGAGCCCGUUGAGGAGGCACUUUGCAGGUUUUUUUAGGGUGGUUGAUCUCCCCACAUAAGAACUAUGGCAUAACGUUGUAUCAACAACCCUAGAAGGAUGUUUGUUUGGUGCUGGAUUAAUUUCCCUUGAAAAUGUGAAGUUAACCUGAUUAAUUCUUGGGUUGAUGGAUUUAUGGGGUUAGAAUUAUCCAAAUGCCACUCAAACUUCCCUGAUUUAUUAUAUAUAUAUACUCCCUCCGUUCCAAUUUAACUUCGUUGUCGUGGUGAUAUCUUGGCUUAGACUCUUCAUCCUAGACUCGUAGUGUUAUGGUUUUCCCAAACAGGCCCUAAAUACAGCAAUCAUAGAGUAGUGAGUACAUUACUCUAAACACUAGAGAAUCUAGAGGCUGUGAUGAUCACCAAUUGAAUUCAAGAGUUUCAAUCAUGACCCGUGUCAUGGCGUGGCAGAUGAAUUUCUGCAGCCACUGUGGGAUUGGUUGUCACAUAAUCUGUUUGAGAAAAGGCGAAUCUGAGCCGCAUAACAUCUAUCUUUCAAUAGGAUUUGAAUUGGAUGAAUUCAUUUCCACCACUUUAUUCAAUGAGCUUAAACGCAAUUAGUGUCUUUUGAUAAUAAAUACCUUUUUAACUAAAGCUUCAUUUGGCAUUAGCUUGAGCAUAUCGAUAGGACUAAUUGGUUUUUUUUCAAUUCAUAGUGCUUAUUUUUUUAAUGAACUUCCAGCUUUAACCCUUUAAUUGUUUCCCCCUCUAAUCCUCCAGUCUCAUCAUUCACUAUAUUCUUAAGACUUGUUUGUGUAUCUUUCUCGAGCCUCUUAUUCAGUUAUUCAUUGAAAAUAUAAGUUUGAAGUUCACAAGUCAUUUCGGAACCUUGAAAUGAGAAGCUUACCAAUAAUUUAGGGCAUUUGCAGGUAUCACGUGCUACCAAGUGCAGGCUCCAAUCUUUGUUAUCAAUUUGCGAUUAAAGUUUAAUUUAUCUUCUUUCAAUAACUGUAUGAUUGGAUUUGGGAGCCUCGAGUAUGGGGCUCAUUUUUUUUAUAGCAAAGCAUGCUAUGUUCAACUAAGAGUUGUUGGUUUCAGAAGGGU
Cuscuta campestris is the source of this 2961-nucleotide messenger RNA. NCBI's taxonomy places the organism in Eukaryota, Viridiplantae, Streptophyta, Magnoliopsida, Solanales, Convolvulaceae. The record is from the annotation of a GenBank genome assembly.